CCCGCCCCGGCCGGGCCCGCGCUUCCCCAGCCGGCCGGCGCACGCCAGGAGGAGGGCGGCGGCGGCGGCUGCGGGCGGGUCUCGGAGCUUUCGGCCGGCUUUGCAGGGCGGCCUAGCGAGCGCGCCAGGCCCGGCUGGAGCGAGCCCCAGUGCAAUACUGCCCGAGCCCGGGCGGGGUCUCUGUUCUCUGGCAGAGGAGGUCCCUUGGCAGCGGGAAGCUCCCUCUCUUUCUCUCGCAGCCGCUCCGAGUCUGCGCCCUGCUGCCAGGCUCCCAGCUCGGCGCUCCCCUGUGCUCGCCCGGCGCCCACUCAUUCGCAGCCCAGCCUUCGCCGCCGCCACCUCCCUGCUCCUCCUCCUCGUCGUCUCCUCAGCCCGCCGCGGCCAUGGCGGACAGCGCCAGCGAGAGCGACACGGACGGGGCGGGGGGCAACAGCGGCAGCUCGGCCGCCAUGCAGUCGUCUUGCUCGUCGACUUCGGGCGCCGGCGGCGGCGGUGGCGGCGGGGGAGGCGGCGGCGGUGGGAAGUCGGGGGGCAUUGUCAUCUCGCCGUUCCGCCUGGAGGAGCUCACCAACCGCCUGGCCUCGCUGCAGCAGGAGAACAAGGUGCUCAAGAUCGAGCUGGAGACCUACAAACUCAAGUGCAAGGCGCUGCAGGAGGAGAACCGCGACCUGCGCAAAGCCAGCGUGACCAUCCAAGCCCGGGCUGAGCAGGAAGAAGAAUUCAUCAGUAACACUUUAUUCAAGAAAAUUCAGGCUUUGCAGAAGGAGAAAGAAACCCUUGCUGUAAAUUACGAGAAGGAAGAAGAGUUCCUCACUAAUGAGCUCUCCAGAAAAUUGAUGCAGUUGCAGCAUGAGAAAGCUGAACUAGAACAGCAUCUCGAGCAGGAGCAGGAAUUCCAGGUCAACAAACUGAUGAAGAAAAUUAAAAAACUGGAGAACGAUACCAUUUCUAAGCAGCUUACGUUAGAACAGCUGAGACGAGAGAAGAUUGACCUUGAAAAUACUUUGGAACAAGAACAAGAGGCACUAGUGAAUCGUCUCUGGAAAAGGAUGGAUAAACUUGAAGCUGAAAAGCGAAUCCUGCAGGAGAAAUUAGACCAGCCGGUGUCUGCUCCCCCAUCGCCUAGAGACAUCUCCAUGGAGAUCGACUCUCCAGAAAACAUGAUGCGACACAUCAGGUUUUUAAAGAAUGAAGUGGAGAGGCUGAAGAAGCAACUGAGAGCUGCCCAGUUACAGCAUUCCGAGAAAAUGGCGCAGUAUCUGGAGGAGGAACGUCACAUGAGGGAAGAGAACCUGAGGCUGCAGAGGAAGCUGCAGAGGGAGAUGGAGAGAAGAGAGGCCCUCUGUCGACAGCUCUCCGAGAGCGAGUCCAGCUUAGAGAUGGAUGAUGAAAGGUAUUUUAACGAGAUGUCUGCACAAGGAUUAAGACCUCGCACUGUGUCCAGCCCGAUCCCUUACACACCUUCUCCCAGUUCUAGCCGGCCGAUAUCACCUGGUCUCUCGUAUGCAAGUCACACAGUUGGUUUCACGCCACCAACUUCACUGACUAGAGCCGGAAUGUCUUAUUACAAUUCCCCAGGUCUUCAUGUGCAGCAUAUGGGAGCAUCCCACGGUAUCACAAGGCCUUCACCGCGGAGGAGCAACAGCCCCGACAAAUUCAAACGGCCCACGCCGCCUCCGUCUCCCAACACGCAGACCCCCGUCCAGCCUCCGCCACCUCCACCUCCGCCACCCAUGCAGCCCGCGGUCCCCUCGGCAGCCACCUCGCAGCCCGCCCCCUCGCAACAUUCGGUGCACCCCUCCUCCCAGCCUUAAUGCAUGUGCGCAGUCCGAACCUCACGUUGGGACUCGUUCGUACAGUGGAGCCGUCGACUCAAGACGCCAAAGGCUUCCUUCCUUCCCUGGCAUAUUCAUUCGGAUCUGACUUAUUUGCACUGAGGUUAUCUAGGCUUCACUAUUCAUUGUGUUGUAAAUGUGUGUCGGAAACGCAGCCAGUGUUGUGGGUCUACAACACUAAACAGACGACUUUCUCCAUCGGUGUUUUACUUGAAUCUUCAUGUGCGUCCAUUCCCUGGCUGGGACAUCGGCUAUUCGACUAUUUGGUAGUUCAGCAGCGGUGUGCAAUUUUUGCUUGGCCCCAGAGCUUCAUUUUCCUGGCUUUUAGGUUUGUAAAAUAAAAAGGGAUAUCUUUUUUAUAUUUUUUUUCCCAUGAAUUUGCAGAAAAUUACUGAGCUGUUAUUACCACCCCCCCCCCCCGCCCCAUUAGACUAGUGUUUACCAAGCAUACCAGUAAUUCCGCACUACAAUUCAGACCUUUGAAAAUCUAGCUCUCACUAUAGAAUGGGAAGUUGGAUGCAUCAGUGCCCAAGACAAUGUUUAAUAGAGCUUUCUACGGAUACACUUUGUAUGGGUUAUUUUCAGUAUAUCUCAACAUCCAUGUCUCUUGUAAAACAGAUCUCCUGACGUAUUGGAUCACAUGGCUGUACCUUUUCCACAUACAUGGGAUAGAUAAUUAUCGUAUAUCCGGGUGUGAGUCUUUCUUUAUCCUUGAUGUUACCCUACCCAAACUGGCCCUCUCACGUGAGUCGAUAACUGUUGUCCUACCCGCCAGUGGUUGUGAUGGCUGAUUAGAACGUGCUGUGUGAUUUCUGCUGCAGAAGGCAAUGUGAUGGUGACAGAAACGGCUAUUUUCCCUUUCCAUUCUUUACUUGCGUUCCCCUAAAAUAGAGUUCAAACAAAUAUUUUAAAGGUGCAGAGUACUAUGAGAAAAUACUAUGUGAAAUGAACUUUAUAGGAACAUCUUGGCACAAUGGCCAAAAUACUUUAUUGCUGGCAGGAAAGAGGCGUAGAGGAAAGUAGCACAUUAGCACUGAGGACCGCUUAGUUCGCCCAGUAAAAGCAAGCGCGGUGUACAAAGAAGUAUAUCCUGAAUGCGUCAUUUCCAUUCAUUUAGCACAAAUAAAUCGUUUGGUUUCACUUUAAAGUGGAACGCCGUGAGUCAGUCUUUUCUUAACCCUUGCAACACCUUUAUUUUAGCU
Molecule: messenger RNA, 3037 nt
Organism: Eubalaena glacialis (North Atlantic right whale)
Lineage: Eukaryota; Metazoa; Chordata; Mammalia; Artiodactyla; Balaenidae
Gene: CCDC6
Product: coiled-coil domain containing 6
Exons: 9
Coding region: 384-1814 (476 amino acids)
Source: RefSeq, a predicted model, not a curated record